Messenger RNA from Centruroides sculpturatus (bark scorpion), 1165 nucleotides. RefSeq names its product alkylated DNA repair protein alkB homolog 8-like. The record is from RefSeq and is a predicted model, not a curated record. The transcript has 7 exons. Lineage: Eukaryota; Metazoa; Arthropoda; Arachnida; Scorpiones; Buthidae. Gene Ontology annotation, cellular component: cytoplasm; nucleus. Gene Ontology annotation, molecular function: S-adenosylmethionine-dependent methyltransferase activity; tRNA binding. Bases 1 to 1149 code for a protein of 382 amino acids. Gene Ontology annotation, biological process: tRNA wobble uridine modification.
AUGAUUGCACCCAAAAGCAGCGAUGUCAGAGAAGAUAAGAGAAUGAGAAUGAUGACCUGCCUUGAGUAUCAAAUUCCAAGCAACCAGAAGCUUUUUAAGAAUGAGAAUUUUCCUCCUGGAUUAAUUCUUAUUAAAGAUUUUUUUACUGAGCAACAAGAAGAAAAAAUACUUCAGUGUAUCAAAUGGGAUGAUUCAGAUUCUCAACAAUUGAAACAUAGAAGAGUAAAGCAUUUUGGAUAUGAAUUCAAAUAUGGAAUUAACAACAUUGACAAAAAUGAUCCUCUAGAUGAGAAGAUUCCUGAAAUUUGUCAUCCAUAUCUAGCAAAGCUAAUUGAAGAGAAGUACAUAAAUACAAUGCCAGAUCAAUUAACUGUAAAUUAUUAUCUACCCGGACAAGGUAUACCAGUCCAUAUUGAUACUCAUUCUGCUUUUGAAGAUUGUAUUGUUGUAUUUAACUUGGGAUCUCAGAUAGUCAUGGAAUUUCAUCAUCCCAAUGGCUGUCAUGUUCCAAUAUUGUUACCAAGAUAUAGUGUCUUAAUUAUGUCAAAAGAAAGCAGAUAUUUAUGGAGUCAUGGGUUUAUUGGCUGUGACUUCAGUCAUAAACUGAUUGAAAUCUGUAGAAGCAAUGGAUUAGAAGUUUUCGUCGCCGAUAAUUUAAAAUUGCCUCUUCGGUCAGGAAUAGCUGAUGCAUGCAUUUCCAUUGCAGUUUUGCAUCAUAUGGCUACAGAGACUAGACGUAAGAAAGCCAUAGAAGAAUUGGUGAGAAUAUUAAAAGUAAAUGGCAGAGCAUUGAUUUAUGUUUGGGCAAUGGAACAAAAAAGUGAGAAAGGAUCUUCUAAUUAUUUGAAAGCAUCCAAGGAUGCAAAAAUAAGUGAAACAGAUCGUGAAAGACAUCAGAUAGAAUUUAUGGGUACUAAAUUACCUGUUCAUAUUAAUAAAACUCAAUUUCUACAGCAGGACAUAUUUGUACCAUGGAAUAAAGUAGAUGAAAAUAAAAACAGCAGUUCAGCCACAGUCUACCAUCGAUAUUAUCACGUGUUUGUGAAGGGAGAAUUAGAAACACUAUUAUUGAGCAUUGCUAAUGUUAAAAUAAUAGAGAGUUAUUAUGAUCAAGGAAAUUGGUGUGUUAUUGUUGAAAAAGUAUUAUGAUAUUUGCUAAUGUAAA